UAUAUGGAGAUGAGCAGACCAGAGCAAUCCCUUUCCACUUUGCUAGAGAAAGCCUUCAGGAUCAAAGAGGAUGUAGUCAACAGUCUGCAUGCUACCCAGGGAUCUGUUUUAAUGGAGGCAUCUGCAAGGAAACUUCUAGAAAGUCACAUACAUAUUAUAACAAAUAUUGUCAAACAGCUCAGCAAGGACAUUCAGGUCCUGGAGGCUCAGAUUGUUCAGAGAGACAAUAUAGCAUCAGGGACAACUUUUGCAGUUCAAAGUCUGGAUCACAAGAACUUGGCUGUGGUUGGAGAUCUUCGUGGUAGAGUGGCCAGGUGUGAUGCCACCAUAGCCCAGCUCUCUAGAGAUGUCACUGCUGGAGGACAGGAAAUCUUGAAGCUCCAGCAGACAGUCACUAAAAUGCGCUCUGCAAUUGAGAUCCGGCUCAGAGACUUGGACCUCAAGAUUUCAGAGUCUUUGGCACAGUUGGAGACAGCACAGUCAGAGCAGAUUGUGUCACAGAAGAAUACUACAAGAGAAAUAAAGAGGGACAUCCAACAGUUUGAAAUAAGGACAUCCAGCGGACUGAGGAAGUUGGAGGAAGAAGCAGCUAAUAUCAAGAAAUGGACAGAAGUGCAGCUGAGCAACAUGGCCAAAACACAAACGGAAAACAGGCAACAGCUGCACACACUGCUGCAGGACAGAAUGGUGGAGGUGGAGGAAAAGCUAAAAGCACAAGUACAUCUCAUUUCUGCUCACCUUGGCCAUGUGGAGGAACAGUUGGAAAAGGAGUGUUCUGUAGAUCAUGCAAAGCAAACAGAGAGCAAAAUUAAUACCAGAUUUCAGGCUAUGGAGACCAGCUUCCAAGCCGAACUGGAGCAGAUGAGGGAGGAGUAUCAGUCAGGUUUCCAAUCGGUCCACGAUGCCAUCGCUUCCCUGAAAAACAUUGCUGACACCAAGGCCAAACUUGACAAAGGAGAGCUGAGGAAAGAUAUCAGGCAGAUUCGGAGGAUGAUGGUUGGACAUUCAGAUGCCUGAGAAAAAGUAAAAGGGGGGCAUGGGCUUUUAAACCAACACGGUCAAUGACUUUUUAAUGAAUUCUCAUUAGUUUGAUAAUAGAGAG
Tachysurus vachellii is the source of this 1102-nucleotide messenger RNA. It is a transcript of the gene fam81b, whose product is annotated as family with sequence similarity 81 member B. The transcript has 7 exons. NCBI's taxonomy places the organism in Eukaryota, Metazoa, Chordata, Actinopteri, Siluriformes, Bagridae. The record is from RefSeq and is a predicted model, not a curated record. Bases 4 to 1017 code for a protein of 337 amino acids.